Molecule: messenger RNA, 360 nt
Organism: Seminavis robusta
Lineage: Eukaryota; Bacillariophyta; Bacillariophyceae; Naviculales; Naviculaceae
Source: the annotation of a GenBank genome assembly
AUGUCCGUGAACCAAUGCAUCCCAUGUUACAUCUGGUUCUUGUCGGCGAAGUUCGUACUCUUUCUUGGUCUUCGAUACAAAAGCUGGGUGAGAGAUUUAAACGAACCAUGGAAUGCAGGAUCGAAUUCCGCCAAGAAUGGACUUACCAUCCACCUCCUCUCGAGUAAGAGGCAGGACUUGCUCUCCGCCGCCAUUGUCUGGUGCUCCUGCACCGAUGGCUCCAACCACUUCCUCCAUUGUUUGUUUGGGGUUCUUGAUUUACGUGUACUGUAUGAUCUUUCCGCAAGUUUGGAAGCAAGUGAUGUGAUGUCGGCCUGCUUUCGCGUCCUUGGUUUAGGAAAGCUUAUGCGCGCGAGGUGA